UGGUUUCCCUAAUUUGGGGAAAACACUGCAAAGAUGUUCAAGCAGCUCAGUAUCAUGAAGCUCCUAUUGCUCUUUCUUCUUUCUGUUGCUCUAGUUAAAUCUGAUGAAACUACAGACUAUGAUGAUGAAGAGGGAAAUGAUGCACCACCGGUUGAAAAUAAAGACAGCACUGUGGAUGCACGAGGUCAUAGGCCUUUGGACAAAAAACGUGAGUCACUUCCAACUCACAGGCCAGCUCCUCUUCCUCCUGUUGGUGGUAUAAGGUAUCGAGCUCGUCCAACCAAAAAACCUGUUACUGGUGAAAAGCCAGGCCCAAUCGUUUACCCUGACAGUGGAGGUUGCAAACACUUGGCAGAGGAACUGGGUGUAUUAUGCCCAACAGGUUGUGAGCUGAGAACUGAACUAUUGAAGCAAGAAAACACAGUGAAGCCAGCUAUUAAGGAUCUUACCGACAAAGCACAGAAUCUACACCAGUCGUCCUCAACUAUCAAUAAUUAUGCCCAUUUAUUGGAUGAGCGUUUAGCCAAAAGGCAGAAACAAUAUACAGAUAAUCAGAAUUUAAUUUCCCAAUACAACAGAGAACUUGAGGAGCACUACACUUUCAUCAAAGAGAAAUUAGACAAUAGUAUUCCAUCCAAUUUACGACUUCUCCGUUCAGUUGUGGAUACUUUGAACAAAAAGUUACAAAAAUUAGAAAACGCUAUUACGACACAGUUGUCUGAAUGCCAAACUUCUUGUACAGUUUCUUGCAAUGUCCCAGUUGUGAGUGGCAAAGAGUGUGAAGAUAUAUAUAGAAAAGGAGGUGAAACGUCUGAGUUGUACCUUGUUCAACCUGAUCCUUUCUUUAAACCGUUCAAAGUGUAUUGUGAUAUGACCACAGAAGAUGGAGGUUGGCUUCUAAUUCAAAACCGCCAAGAUGGGAGUGUUGGCUUUGGAAGAAAAUGGGACGCCUAUAAAAAAGGAUUUGGAAAUAUUGCUUCCAGUGGUGGAAAGAACUACUGUGACACCCCAGGUGAAUAUUGGCUUGGAAACGAUAAAAUCAACCAGAUUAGCAAAUUGGGGCCUACUGAACUUUUAAUUGAACUUGAAGAUUGGGAUGGCACUAAAGUUAAAGCUCACUAUGGAGGCUUCAGUAUUCAGAACGAAAACAACAAAUACCAGCUCUCCAUUAGUAACUACAGAGGCACAGCCGGAAAUGCACUUUUAGAAGGAGCUUCACAACUAUUUGGUGAAAACAGAACAAUGACAAUCCAUAAUGGCAUGUUCUUCAGCACUUUUGACAGGGACAAUGAUGGAUGGAUACACCCAGAUCCCAAAAAGCAAUGCUCCAAAGAAGAUGGCGGUGGCUGGUGGUAUAAUCGUUGUCAUUCAGCCAAUCCAAAUGGCAGAUACUACUGGGGUGGACACUACACUCCAGAAAUGGCAAAACAUGGAACAGAUGAUGGAGUUGUAUGGAUGAAUUGGAAAGGAUCCUGGUAUUCACUUAAACAAGUCAGCCUGAAGCUGAGACCAAUUUCCCAGUCUUAGUAACAAUGAUUAUUUCAAUAAAUAAGUGUCCGAGUUCACAUCUGUUUCAUGAUACUCAACUUUUACUUUGCAUAAAAGCAGUGAAGAACAAUAAAAUAAUUCUUCCUCGG
Notechis scutatus (mainland tiger snake) is the source of this 1637-nucleotide messenger RNA. It is a transcript of the gene FGB, whose product is annotated as fibrinogen beta chain. The record is from RefSeq and is a predicted model, not a curated record. Gene Ontology annotation, biological process: positive regulation of heterotypic cell-cell adhesion; blood coagulation; fibrinolysis. Gene Ontology annotation, cellular component: fibrinogen complex. Lineage: Eukaryota; Metazoa; Chordata; Lepidosauria; Squamata; Elapidae. Gene Ontology annotation, molecular function: signaling receptor binding; extracellular matrix structural constituent; protein-macromolecule adaptor activity.